UUUCCGGUGUGAUGGCGGCGAUUAAAUAUAUUUGAUAAGAGGCCCACAUUUUGAAUUCAGUACAAAGUCAGGACUUGACAAAUAAGCUGCAAAAAUGAUGAAAAGUAGAGUGGCACAAAUGAAUCAUGGCUCCAGUUAUGAAAACAAAGAAAGCUACAGCUCUCGCCAAAGAAGUGCCUCUCCAGAAGAUAGGGAUAGAUCUGAAGAGGGUGAGCGGUACUCCAGAGACAGAGGUUACUCUGAUGGCAAGUAUGAUAAAGAAGAUGCAGGAAGAGGACAUGAUCACAAAACUUAUGAAACAAGGAGCGGGGAGAGAGAGAAGCAUCAAGAGAAGAGGGCAGACAGGGAUUCUGAUCGGAGGAAACAGCGAAAAUUACCUUCACCUGAUAGAAAAAGUCCAGAAAGAUCAUCAUCCCAGAACUCAUUUGUUCAAAAUGAACCCCCUUCAAAGAAGAGGAAGGAAGAUUUGGAUCCAAUUCUCACCCGUACAGGUGGAGCAUACAUUCCUCCAGCAAAGCUGAAGAUGAUGCAAGAACAAAUUACUGAUAAGAAUAGCUUAGCAUAUCAAAGGAUGAGCUGGGAAGCCCUGAAGAAGUCAAUCAAUGGUCUUGUCAAUAAGAUCAACGUUUCUAAUAUAGAAAAUAUUAUCUAUGAACUUCUUCAAGAAAAUAUUGUGAGAGGAAGGGGAUUGCUGGCUAGGUCAAUAUUGCUUGCACAGAGUACCUCUCCUAUCUUUACCCAUGUUUAUGCUGCACUUGUAGCAAUUAUCAAUUCAAAAUUUCCAAAUAUUGGAGAACUGAUUCUCAGGAGGCUCAUUUUAAAUUUUCGCAAAGGAUAUCGCAGAAAUGAUAAGCAACUUUGUCUAACAGCCUCAAAAUUUGUUGCACACCUGAUGAAUCAGAAUGUGGCUCAUGAAGUUUUAUGUUUAGAAAUGCUUACGUUGCUUCUUGAAAGACCUACAGAUGACAGUAUUGAAGUAGCAAUUGGAUUUCUGAAAGAGUCUGGGCUCAAAUUAACAGAAGUCUCCCCUAGAGGAAUUAAUGCAAUUUUUGACCGUCUUCGCCACAUUCUGCACGAAUCCAAAAUUGACAUACGUGUUCAGUACAUGAUAGAAGUUAUGUUUGCUGUACGUAAGGAUGGAUUCAAAGAUCAUCCAAUCAUUCCUGAAGGACUAGAUCUAGUGGAAGAGGAGGAUCAGUUUACUCAUAUGUUACCACUGGAAGAUGACUAUAACCCAGAGGAUAUUCUUAAUGUUUUCAAGAUGGAUCCUGACUUUAUGGAAAAUGAAGAGAAAUACAAAGCUCUUAAGAAAGAAAUUCUCGAUGAAGGUGACAGUGACUCAGAAACGGACCAAGAUGCUCGAAGCAGUGAGGCAGAUGAAGAUGAGGAAGAAGAGGAAGAUGAAGAAGGACAAAAAGUGACUAUCCAUGACAAAACAGAAAUUAACUUGGUCUCCUUUCGUCGUACAAUUUAUCUUGCUAUUCAGUCAAGUUUGGACUUUGAGGAAUGUGCUCACAAAUUGCUGAAGAUGGAUUUUCCUGAGAGUCAGACUAAAGAACUCUGCAACAUGAUUCUUGACUGCUGCGCUCAGCAACGAACAUAUGAGAAAUUCUUUGGUUUACUGGCCGGGCGUUUCUGCAUGUUAAAAAAAGAAUACAUGGAAUCCUUUGAAGCUAUUUUCAAAGAACAGUAUGAUACAAUCCACCGUUUAGAAACAAACAAAUUAAGAAAUGUUGCCAAGAUGUUUGCUCAUCUACUGUAUACAGAUUCGAUUCCUUGGAGUGUCCUUGAAUGUAUAACAUUAAGUGAAGAAACUACCACAUCCUCCAGCAGAAUUUUUGUCAAAAUAUUCUUCCAGGAACUUAGUGAAUAUAUGGGACUUCCUAAUCUUAAUGCAAGAUUAAAAGAUGAAACACUGCAGCCCUUCUUUGAAGGUUUAUUGCCUCGAGAUAACCCAAGAAACACUCGAUUUGCUAUCAAUUUCUUCACUUCUAUUGGUCUUGGAGGACUAACGGAUGAAUUACGAGAACAUCUAAAAAAUGCACCAAAGAUAAUUAUGACCCAGAAACAAGAUGUUGAAUCAUCAGAUACCUCCUCAUCUUCCUCAGAGUCAGAUUCCUCUUCAGAAUCGGAUUCUGAGAGCAUCAGUAGUAGUACAGAGUCAUCCAGUACCAGCGACUCUUCUAGCAGUGAUUCAGAUGCUGCUAAAGGAAAAAAGAAGAUGCAAAGGAAAAAUAAAGAACAUGAUAGAGUUACCAGGAAAAAACCAAGCAGUAAAAGAAAACAAUCUGAAAAGAGAAAGGAAAGAAGGCAGCAGGAAGAAAGAAAUGAUGUUGAGAGAAAGUCAGAAAGAAACGUCGACAGAAACUUGAGAGAUCCAAAUAGGAGAGACGAGGUUUCAAAAUAUUCCUAUCGCAGAGAUGAUUCCACUGACAGAAGCAGUUACCGAAGUGGAAAGGACAGGGACCAUGAAAGAAGUAGGGACUUGGAAAAUAAACUCGGUACUUCAAAAAAGAAGAGAGCAGAGAGAAGAACUUCUUUUUCUGAUAGUGAAAAGGACAAAGCGUGGAAUAAAGACAGUGACCAUCACAGCAGGAGAAAGGAAAGGUCCAAAUCUAAAGAAAGAUACCGAAAUAAUUCAAGUCCCAAAGAGGAACAGCAGGAAGACCGAUAUCGAAAUGGUGGAGAGAAACACUCAGAAAAAUACAAACGAUAUACAAAUCAAUUCAGAGAAUCAAGGAAAAAUGAAGACCGGCGAAGGGAGAGUUCUCCACACAGACGAAAAUAACAUAAUGAUAUGCAGUUAGACAUGAACAUGCUUGGUUUCUUUUUUUGUUUGUUUUUUUGCAGCUCCAACUUUUACAUUUUUAAAUCUAUUACUGAACUGUCUUUCAAAGGAGAUUUUGUACGAAGUGCAAGUUUAUAAACUUCAUCAGAUCUUUUUUCAGUACCACUUUUUAAAUAAUUUACUGUACUUGCUAAGGCUUGGGUUAAAUCUGUUCUUUGAGAGAGUAUUUUCUUUUUAAGAGCGAAAGAGUUACACACACAGGCCUGGUUAUAUUUUGUAAAUAAAAUAAUUCAUCUCAGUGAAAUUAGUGUUUUUGUUAAUUUGUAAAUUAGUUAAUUUUUCUAAAUUUUAUAAGUUUUUUUGCAUCUUUAGGCAUUUGUUCUCUGAAUUUGUUUUGUGGGUAAAGCAGUUUGGUCCACAUGGAGAAGGGAGAAAUUGCACAUUACUUACGUACCAGGUGGGCCAUCUACAAAAGGGUAUACUCUUUGAACUGAAACUACAUAGAAAACAAAGAAUUAAAAAUAAGCCAUUUAGAGUAAAAGCAUGACAUUUGUCAAAAUGUGUAGCUGAAGUACUGUAAAAUGUCACACCACAUGUAUACUUAAUGUUAAAUGGAAUAAUUGUGUGACCUUUUCAGGGAUGUCUUGCUGACCUGCUGACUUAAGUGGUAAAGCUCAGAUAAGUGUUUUAAGAGGUUUACCCCACUCCUCCCCACCUCCUUUAAAUGCAUCAGUAUGAGUACUGCAGUCUAUACAAAUACAUAUCCGCAGUAUGGAGUAUCCUCUCUGGACUGCAUGGCCCUCCAUCUAUAUUACCACUUCCCAAGAUCCCACCUGGGAUUCUGACCCAAGAAGGGGUCACAAGCCCCAUUCUAUCUGAUGAGUUGGGUUCUCCCUUGAGGUCAGAUCAUUGAUACAAAAAAUGGGGAACUGCUGAUUUAGAUUCACCAAUUAAACUUGGAGGAAGAUUCAACCAGAGAUCUGCCUUACGUGCCAUACCAGCUAUUUCUUCUGUUUAAAUUUAAAGAAUUGUAACCUAGUGGCUGUAAAUUUCAUAGUUUCAAGGCAUAGGAGCUUGCUGUUAUGUUGCUCUGUCCAUCCUAUUUUCAAUUCUAAAAUAGAAAGCUUAAAAUGUUAGCAUUCUUAUAAAGAUGCAGAAAAGCCCCCUGAUUUUGCAACCAGUUGACUUGAAGGUCAUUUUACUCUAAAUCCUAUUACUACAACUGCCAAUUUUAGCAGCACUUCGGUAGCAGAUUUGAGAAAUAUAUGAGGAGGUGCACAGCAGAAGCAAAAUAUCCUCCAAAAUUCCUUCAAGGGGAGAUUGAUUGAAGCAGGUCUCCUAGUGG
Messenger RNA from Gavialis gangeticus (Gharial), 4133 nucleotides. It is a transcript of the gene CWC22, whose product is annotated as CWC22 spliceosome associated protein homolog. The record is from RefSeq and is a predicted model, not a curated record. Gene Ontology annotation, biological process: mRNA splicing, via spliceosome. Lineage: Eukaryota; Metazoa; Chordata; Crocodylia; Gavialidae. The transcript is spliced from 20 exons. Gene Ontology annotation, cellular component: catalytic step 2 spliceosome. Gene Ontology annotation, molecular function: RNA binding; protein binding. Bases 95 to 2788 code for a protein of 897 amino acids.